Molecule: messenger RNA, 2432 nt
Organism: Gossypium raimondii (Peruvian cotton)
Lineage: Eukaryota; Viridiplantae; Streptophyta; Magnoliopsida; Malvales; Malvaceae
Exons: 20
Coding region: 27-2219 (730 amino acids)
Biological process (GO): pseudouridine synthesis
Cellular component (GO): nucleus
Molecular function (GO): RNA binding; pseudouridine synthase activity
Source: RefSeq, a predicted model, not a curated record
AGUAAACCCUGGGAAACCAGAAGAAGAUGUGGCGUUGUGGUGUCUCAAGUCUAAAACCCAACUGUUACUUCCACUGCAAACGGAACUACUUGUCACUUUCGAAAUCAAACUUGACAAAACACCCAAUCACGAAAUACUCAAAUUAUUCAAGUCUAACAAUGACGACCAUCACCGAAUCCGAUGUGGGAAUCCUCUGUUUCAUCUCAAACCUUCCUGGUUUUCGUGGCAUCCUCAAACAAAGAUAUUCUGAUUUCAUUGUGAAUGAAGUAGACACUGAGGGAAAUGUUGUUCAUUUGACCUCUUUAGAUGCCCCUCCAGAGGAAGGUGAAACAAAAAUAUCUGAUCAACUUAACAAAAAUUAUGCAUCUGAAAUUGAAAAAUUCAGAUCACUUGCCUGCGAAAUUGAUGUCGAUCAGUUAGAAGCUUUCAUUAACCAAAUUACUUCAGGCAGUGAAGAAGAUAUCUCUCCCAUUGUUCUGUCUCCAGAUUCUGAUAAAUCUCAUCGAACGGCAAUGCAUAAUUUCUUUAAGGAGAAUCUUAGAUUUCUAGUCACUGACACUGUUGAUGGACCUGAUUCUUCCUCAAAAUGCAUCCGCGUGAGGUUAAAUUCUGGGAAUAAGAACAAGGGAAGAAAUUCGAAUAAAAGGAAGAGAGGUGAUAGGCCCUAUGAUAGUAGAGGUUCAAGCCACUGGCCAGCGCAUCUUGGCAAUUUUCUUAGGUUCCAUCUUUUCAAGGAGAAUAAAGAUACACAGGAAGCCUUAGGAUUAAUAGGAAAGAUGCUUGGCAUUCAGCCAAGGUCUUUUGGUUUUGCGGGUACAAAAGAUAAGAGGUCAGUUUCCACUCAAAGGGUAACUGUUUUCAAGCAGUAUGCAAGUAGAUUAGCUGCCCUCAAUGACAGGUUGAUUGGUAUUAAGGUGGGAGACUUCUGCUAUGUCAAGGAUGACCUCCUCCUUGGGCAGCUUUUAGGAAACCGAUUCACCAUUGUAUUACGAGGAGUUGUUGCAGAUUCUGAAGAUACUAUUCAAGCAUCUGCAGAGUCCUUGGGGAGGCAUGGCUUCAUCAACUAUUUUGGCUUACAACGUUUUGGAAGUGGUUCUAUUCCAACUCACCACAUUGGUGCCACAUUACUGCGAGGCGAAUGGAAAGCUGCUGCAAGCACUAUUCUUGAUCCAAGAGAAGGGGAAAGAAAUAUCAUAAGCAAGGCAAGGGAAUAUUAUAAACAAACUGGUGACAUAGAUGGUACUCUCAAGCAAUUACCUCGCCAUUUAGUUGCAGAAAGGGCUAUGUUGCAAUGUUUGAAGAAAAGUCCUGGGAAUUACUUGCAAGCCCUGAAAGCUAUACCUAGGACGUUGAGAAUGAUGUAUGUACAUAGUUACCAAAGCUAUCUGUGGAACCAUGCAGCAAGUGUGAGAGUGCAAAAAUAUGGAAGCAGUGAAGUUGUGUUGGGAGACUUGGUAUAUAGCAAAGGAGAUGAUGCGGAAAAAACAGAAGUUGUACCACCUGAACAUGAAGAUAAUAGCUUAGAAGAUGCUUAUGAUUGUGGUCAAUUAGAUGAAAUAUCCGGAAAAGAUCUUCCGCUAGAGAAAAAUAAUCUUGUUAAGGUCAUAACUGCAUCAGAUAUCAGUACUGGAAAUUAUAAUAUUGAGGAUGUUGUCCUUCCUAUGCCCGGCUCUAGAAUAAUUUAUCCAAUGAAUGAGGUUGCUGAUGUUUAUCAUGACAUGGCAAAGAAGGAUGGCAUCAGCUUGACAGAGAGUGUCCAUAAUAUCAAGGAAUUUUCAAUAACCAGCAUGACUGGAAGCUACAGGCGUGUUUUUCAGAAGCCAAUAGAUUUUCGAUGGGAUUUGCUUUCGUAUACAGAUGGAAAUUUAGCAUUGUCGGAGACAGAUAUAGACAAAAUUGCCAAAACGAAACCUGUGAACCCAGUCAAAGAAGAGAAUCCAACCAAUGGAACUGAAGGCGAAGAGCCAUUCAAUCAUCUGGAACAAUUAGAGAGCUUUGAGGAUGAGAAAAAGUUCUCAACCGAUGAUAAUGAGGUGGAGGUUUCUAGAGAAGCCGAGCAUCCACAAGUUCAUUCUCCACCUGACUUGAAUUCUCUGGAACCUCAGAAAGCUCUCAAAUUGGCCUUCACACUUCCUGCUUCUUGUUAUGCCACAAUGGCCAUACGAGAGCUUCUCAAGACAUCCACUUCUGUUGCAUUCCACAAGACACUUAACCAAUAAACAUGUCGCCACUCGUAUAGUUUAUGAGACUAGGAUCAACCCGCCAUGUAUCUUGAAUCAGGAACAAGAAAACAAGGUUUACUCCCAUACACUGGUCCUCGUAUGUGUGUACAUGUAAGGUACAUGAGACAAACUUUACCCUAUUUGCCAAUUAGCAAAUUCUUUUGUGCACUGGUAUUUAUAAUUUUAUAGUUGAAAGGACAUGUAUCUGCA